Molecule: messenger RNA, 3481 nt
Organism: Microtus ochrogaster (prairie vole)
Lineage: Eukaryota; Metazoa; Chordata; Mammalia; Rodentia; Cricetidae
Gene: Fam107b
Product: family with sequence similarity 107 member B
Source: RefSeq, a predicted model, not a curated record
AUGUCGGUGUGGAAAGCGAGGCUCACCAAAAGCCUGACGUUCUCAUCUGGAAGGAUGCACUUCUUUCCAUGCUCGGCUCUGCUGGCUUGUUUUGGUAACACCAGGGAGAAUGCUGCCUUUGAUCAGUCCAGCUCAGCUGAUACUCACUCCACCAUCAAUGUCCAGCCCAUGGCCAAAGCAGGCAGGCAUCCAAGUCACCCCAAGGUAGAAGAAGAAAGAGCUUCGGAGAAAAGGCGAGAUUCUGAUAUGCACUCAGAGCAAAAUGGUGGUGCCAAUGGCAACAACAGCAAACACAACGUUGUCCAGCCCGCAGAGACCCUUGAGAAUGUGCCCCGGUGCCUAAGUGAUGAACCAGACCGCGAGGCAGUUACUUUCCAGACAUCCAUCCCUAGACCAUCAAUUAUUGACACGCCGAAGGAAGAAGAAUCGCACCAAGAGAGCGAGUGUCCUGAGCUGGAAGAGAAGAUGCUGGCAGACAGCCCGCUUGAGGACACUGACCCCAAAGACUUCUAUCUCAAUCCAAGAAACAUCAUGGCUGAGCCAGACUACAUAGAGGAUGACAAUCCUGAACUAAUUAGGCCCCAGAAACUAAUCAACCCUGUCAAAACAUCCCGAAAACAUCAAGACCUCCACAGAGAGCUCCUUAUGAAUCAAAAAAGGGGUCUUGCCCCUCAGAAUAAACCAGAAUUGCAGAAGGUGAUGGAGAGGAGAAAACGGGACCAAGUGAUAAAGCUGAAGGAGGAAGAAGCACAAAAGAAAAAAUCUGAUCUGGAAAUAGAACUAUUAAAGCGGCAGCAGAAGUUGGAGCAGCUUGAACUGGAGAAGCAGAAAUUGCAAGAAGAACAAGAAAACGCCCCGGAGUUUGUGAAGGUGAAAGGCAAUCUCAGGAGAACAGGCCAGGAGGUGGCCCAGGCCCAAGAGUCCUAGGCCCAGGCUGCCUGUGACCUGGCGUGUCCCCACCAUCGCUGUAGGAGCCAUGUCUAGGUACCUCUGUAGCGCUCGUCUUGGACCACAGUCCUGAGGAAGAGAACCCAGACAGCUGAGAAUUUUGACUAUCAAAAAGGAUCGGGUUUGAUUUGCCAUCGUAUCAUGCUAGAUGAAUCGUCUUUGACGGUUGCUGUUCCCACUCGCCAAAUGAACGACAUUGACCAGCACAUAGCACGUGUGUUAUCAUGCACCUGUGGUUAGAGACUUUAGACAAAGCAAAACACAAAAGCAAGCGAACUAGAAAGUGGACACUGGAAUAACACUUGAGGGUUGCGCUACUCAGCUUUUUUUUCCAUUCCAAGUUUAGUGGGACACAGAGCCUUGUUCUUUUCAAAACUAAAGAAAUUGUGUGGAAUCCUUCCUUUGGUUAACUGUGAUUUAAUUGCAUCAAAAUGCUUUUCAUCUGUCAUGUCGAAUAUUUGUAUUUCAUUUUGAGAACCCAGAAUUUUCUUGUUUAAUGUAUAUCCCCCUCACAAUACAAAUUAAGAAUGGAAGAUGUUAGUCUUUAACAUUUAUGUUUAGCUAUACCUGUUUCCUUGGUUGACAGUGAAAUUCAGAAAUAGGAUAAGAAGUUUUGACGUGUCAGCGCCUACCACGAACUUGGUAUAAUUUCUCUAGGUUCUCAGUAUGAUAUGCCACAUGCUGCCUUUCCACUUCCAAGAAGGCACAUUGUGACUGUUCCUUUAUUGUUUUGAUGACCGUAGGCUUUCUCUUCAGUUUUAGUUUAUGAUUUCUUGCUCAACUUGUCUUUUUAGAUGAAGCAAUUCCUUAGUUCUUUGGGGGAUUGAACCAGAGUGUGUAACUCAGCCUCUGUGUCCCAUAGUGAGGCCGGAUCUUUUGAGUUCUCCCGAGAGCAGUAUAGAGGAGGUUGUCCAUGAGGACUGAGUGACGAGGCCGUUAGAUACUGAAUGUGAUACAAAUAGAGAUCCAUUUCUAGGAGCAGUAUAGAGGUUGUCCAUGAGGACUGAGUGACGAGGCCGUUAGAUACUGAAUGUGAUACAGAGUGUCUUUGAGUCUUAGCUUUAAACAUUUCUCAUGAGCGAUCACGUGUUUCUUUCCCCCUCUGUUUGUUGUGAAGAACGACUGUUCUGUGUUCUCUCAGCAUGAUGCUGUUGGUAGGGAUGGUCUUGACUACUGUGCUUCAUCUCUCAGGAAAAGCUGAGGGGCCGGGCAAAGCUGCUCAGUUUCCUCAUGCUAGCUAGCAUGCUGUUCAAAGAGACAUCUAAGUUAGAAAUAAUAUGAAAGUUCCCAUGCAAAAUAUAUUUUAUACUGCAGGCAUGGGGAUUUUUUUUUUUUUUUGUAUUUAGUGCUUCUCCCUAGAAAUGAUUUAGCCAGUAAUUUCUACACUGAAGACUUCUAUUUCCGAACUUUCAUGAUGCACAGAAUGCUGGGUGUAGUGCUCUGGAAUCCUUGAUUGGCACACUAGACGCUGGCUUUCACUUGGGAGCACCCACUUUGGUAGUUAACAGGCUCAAGCUCCAUCCAAGUUUGAUUAAGAAAUAGAUGGGUGGUAAUACACUGCUAGGUAGAGAAACUUGAGAGUUGAUUACAGUGAAAAUGGAUUUGUAGUCUUAUCAGCAAGUGUUAUCUAAAUAAAAUAUGAGAUGCUGAAGAUAAAAUUGUUUGCCUUUGAAGACUGGAUGACAACUUCGUCAUCCUUCUUUUUGAUAAAAGAAGGUUCAUUCCUGAUUGCUGGAAAAAAAUCUCCAAUGCACAUUGAUUAUUCUUUCUUUGUGUGUGGGGGGUAAUGAUGUCAGAUGUUAGGGUGAAAAAUUGGGACUGGCUCAGUCCUUUUUAUCUAACUGGACGUUAGCUCUUGCAAUGUGUAUCCCGAGAACAGUUCCACUGUGUGAUAGGAUCUUCAAGGGCCAUCACCAGCUCAUCAGGAAUAGGGCUGAUUCUGUUUCUAAACCCAAGGGACUCAUUCACAAACACAUUUCUUUCCUGGUUGCACUCAGACCUGUGAUCUUCCUUGGUGGUUAGUGCUGCAGGGUCUGGCCAAAAGAGGACUUGUAAAUAGCAGGAAGUGCUGGCUUCUGCUGGGUCCUGGGGCAUACAGGUAGUGAGGCUUGUCAGAGUCUGCAUUUUAAAACGCCAUCGCUCUUUCCUUGCUCCUAACACUGUGUAGUCCAAACCCCGAGGACUUGUCAACAUCUGAGCAGUGUUGUGCUUUAAGCCACUUUUAGGGGGGAAAAGGCUCCAUUUUUCCACUCUGUAGUUUUCUUAAAAUAGAUCUGUGUUUUGUAGUCUUCUGCUAGUAAAGUAGCUUGCUUUCUAAGCUAUAACAGUCGACUUUAUUCUUCUACUCUGAGAAUCUUGACCCGUUUGAGUGUACAUAAUAUAUAUAAAGGGAGCCUUAAUGGAUUUGUUUUCAUAAUUUAAUAUUUUUUGUAUUUGCUCUUGUAUAAUUGUUUUUUUAAUGGAAAGUAUUACAGAAUCAAGGGUGGAAUUCUUAGAACCAAAGUUAUUCUUAAUAAAAAUCACCAAUGCUUGG